Messenger RNA from Mycena indigotica, 975 nucleotides. RefSeq lists its product as uncharacterized. Bases 1 to 975 code for a protein of 324 amino acids. The record is from RefSeq and is a predicted model, not a curated record. The transcript is spliced from 6 exons. Lineage: Eukaryota; Fungi; Basidiomycota; Agaricomycetes; Agaricales; Mycenaceae.
AUGAAUUCACUCUCGCCUCUUCGUUCAACUCUCAAUCGCAGUUCUUUUGCAGCUCGCCAAAUCGCCAUACGCCCUGUGACAUUGCCCAUCUUACACAAGCGAAACGAGGCCAGUUAUCCUGGUCUGAAACCCGGAAGCGAAAACUUUGCACAUGCAGCACAAAACAUCCGAGAAGAGGCCGCCAAGUCGGGGAAGGAUAUCGCUGCAGCUAUUGCUGGCGUCAACGUCCCAAAGGAUGGUUUUAUGGGAGUGACUGGUUUUGUCGCGUCUGAAGUUCCCAAGCCAGUUAUGGUAUUCGGUCUUGCUGGUGGCAUUCCUUAUCUCGGUGCGGGGGCAACCACAGUCUAUCUUGCUUAUCAGGCUGGCCUUGCCACUUCCGGCCAAGUUGGCAAUAUCGAUCCCGGAGUUGCGACCACUAUUCUUGAUCAAGCGCUCAAUGUGCAAACAACAUACGGAGCCGUGAUGCUCAGUUUCUUGGGGGCUCUUCAUUGGGGAAUGGAGUUCUCUGGGCUAGGUGGUCAUCAGGGCUGGAAGAGGUUGGCAUUGGGAGCAGCACCUGUGUUGUAUGCUUGGCCAACUUUGGCACUUGACCCGACCAUGGCUCUUGCUGCGCAAUGGGCUGGCUUCACCGGUUUGUGGUGGGCAGACUUGAAGGCCACACAAGCUGGUUGGACACCCAAAUGGUACGCGCAAUACCGCUUCUAUUUGUCCAUUCUAGUUGGCACUUGUAUUCUGGGCUCUCUGGCUGGGGUAACAUACUGGGGCCCGGUAGGAGGACAUGGUCACGAUCUCCACCUCAUUCGCGAGCAACGCAGAGCUUUAGCAACCAAGCCAGAGGAUGUGUCCGGUAGUGAGGUUACUUUGGUCAAGGGCGAUGAGACUUGGACGCGGUUGCGCAAGACAGAAGAUUUGAAGCGUGAACAAGCCGAGAAGGAGGGAAAGAAGCUUGAAGAAAAGAAAGAGCAUGACGAAUGA